AUGGGUCUUGCCGCCCAAAAGCCUGUUAUGGUCGCUCAAAAUGUGCUCGAUUUGGCGGAUAUUCCGAUCGUAUCGGGCAUUGUGAUGUUUAUUCAGACUAUGGCAGGAAGUGAAACAAAAGAUCGAAACAUCGAAAAGACACAUGUCCCCGGUAUCGACACGAGUAAAAUCAUGAGGGGAGGUGUCACGACUCUGACCAAGGGGCUACACGGGCCAGACAAGAUCACCAUCUUCAACGCCUUCGAUAAGGCAAUGGUGGAUAUGUGGUUGUUGCCUCUGGCUUUGUGCUGCAUUAGUAUCAUUGGUGCUCUGCUCGUUGAGCGACGCAAAAUACGGGGGCACGAGAAAGAGAUUAAGGACGAGUUGGCAUUAGCAUCCCCAUCGGUGGAGGCUUGA
Messenger RNA from Penicillium coprophilum, 396 nucleotides. RefSeq lists its product as uncharacterized. The coding region runs from base 1 to 396 and encodes 131 amino acids. Lineage: Eukaryota; Fungi; Ascomycota; Eurotiomycetes; Eurotiales; Aspergillaceae. The transcript has 3 exons. The record is from RefSeq and is a predicted model, not a curated record.